This is a messenger RNA of Panonychus citri (citrus red mite), 2705 nucleotides long. Its product is annotated as sentrin-specific protease 6-like. NCBI's taxonomy places the organism in Eukaryota, Metazoa, Arthropoda, Arachnida, Trombidiformes, Tetranychidae. The coding region runs from base 226 to 2277 and encodes 683 amino acids. The record is from RefSeq and is a predicted model, not a curated record. Gene Ontology annotation, molecular function: SUMO-specific endopeptidase activity. Gene Ontology annotation, cellular component: nucleus; cytoplasm. Gene Ontology annotation, biological process: protein desumoylation. The transcript has 8 exons.
CUAAAUUAGAAUUAAUUUUCAAUUUUCUCCAUUAUGAGCUGAAUUUUUUGAUGUACGAUCUUCAAUCUUCAGUCAAGCAAUUUAUUUUCUUCAACAAUCGAGCAAUUGUUUCUAUUUUUUAUUCUCGUUCUUCCUUAUCAACUUGUUUCUCUCCCAGUUGUACGCUGUUGAUGUUUCCUUAUUCCCUCUUCCUGUCAUCUUAACUGCGACAAUUUGAUAUCUCUCAUGGUUAAUCAAACUUUAUCGAUUUACAAUGACAUUGUCUACUUUGGUGUUGAUAAAUUUUACUGUGAUGAAAUUCAUUUGCUUCCAGGAGGCCUCAAGUUUCACCAAGUUUGUCAAGUCCAAGAAAAACCUCGUUUCAACAUCACCAUUCCUCCAAUUGAUAUAAAAAAAGCCUAUUUUGACAGUAAAACUGGAGGCAAUUUGUCAACCCUGAUCGCAGAAACUGUUCCUGAAUCUGGGAUGCUAAUAUGUUUGAAAUUGAAACUUAAUCAAGCUGCUAAUUCAGGAGGGUCCAUUCGUAUUCUUGUUCAAUUUACCGGAAAAGGUGAAGAAAUUAAAGGAAUAUUGGAUGAAUAUUUUUCUUUCUUUAGCCAAGUGAAUUGGAAACUUGAGAGAGUUUUAUCGCGAGGUGUCCAUAAAUACCUUGAUUUUCUGGAAAAUUAUUCUCAACAAUCAUCAAUACGAGCAAUAGACGUUUCAAGUUCAAACUCAGACAAUUUCGUGUUCAACAUGGAGGUUAAUCAAACUUUAUCGGUUCACAACAAUUCUAUUUUAUUUGGUAUUCAUAAAUUCACCUGUGAAGAGCUUCGUUUAAUCUCAAAAGGUAUUAAGUUUGUUCGAGUAUCUGCACCAGGAAUACCGAAUUUGGCCAUUACCAUUUCUCCGAUUGAUAUACAAAAGUUCUAUUUUGACAGCAAAACUGGUGAGAAUUUGUCAACCCUGAUCAUAGAAACUGUUCCAAGUUCGAGUUUCAAACUAUGCGAAUCAUUACAAAUACAACGGAAUCAAGGUGAUCACAUGGAAGGAACAAUUCGUGUCGCAGUGCAAUUGAACGGAAAGAAUGAAGAAAUUCAAAAUCUAUUGGAAGAGUAUUUCGCCACCUUCAAUACUGUCACUUGGAAACUUGACAGAAAUCUAUCUGUUAGUGCUCAUCAAUACUUCGAUUUAUUAAAUAACUCUUCUCAACAACCGACAGUAAAAUCUUCAACGUCUUCUUCCGCUCAUAAAUCUCCCUGUACUCUUUUUUCCCCUCAAUUGGUUAAGAGUAAAAAGAAGACUUCGAAUUUAAAGACAGACGAAACGACUUCCAUUGUUGAGAUCAAUAGUGAAGAUAAAAUUGAAAACGCAAAUACCGCAGUAUCAAAUAGUGAUGAUCGUCUCUUCAGUUAUCCACCUAUUCCCAUUUACGAAGUUGAACAUAUCUCAAUUCGUCAAUCGGAUCUCGCUUGUUUGGAGGAAGGGCAACAAAUAAAUGAUGCAAUCCUGGGUUUCUAUCUUAAGUAUAUUGAAAAAGACUUAACAUCCCCAGAUAUCGCCGAAAGAUGCUACAUUUUCAGUUCAUCUUUUUACUACAAUCUCACCCAUAAACCUCAAACAUUGGAGGUUACAACGCCGGGCAGAAAAUCGCUUUCUGAUAAAUAUUACAAUAGAGUAAAGAAUUGGACAAAAAAUGUGAACAUUUUCGAAAAGGACUUUCUAAUUAUACCAAUUCAUAAAUUCAGUCAUUGGUUUUUGGCGAUCAUUUGUUUUCCAAGAAAAGUUCCUCUCAUGGACGAAGUUGCAUUCAAUGAGAAAAAUGCAAAAAGGCCUCGCAUACUUUUCAUGGACUCGACUCAAAGUGCUCAUAGUAGAUGUGGAUUAGCUGCACCAUUAAGACACUUUCUAGCUAAAGAAUGGGAAUCAAAGAAAACGACUAAGAAAAGUUUUAGUAAAAGUGUAAUGCCUGAUAUUUAUCUCAAGGUGCCUAAGCAAAACAAUGAUUUCGACUCAGGUCUCUAUGUACUACAAUAUAUCGAGAAUUUCCUUAGAAAUCCUGAUCAUUUACUUGACAAAGUUUCCAAAGACACGGCUAUUAAUCUAGAGGAUUGGUUCUCUCACAGACUGGUUUCGGCUAAACGACGAACUAUCAAAAGAUUAAUUAAACAACAGCGAAAAGCUGAAGAAAUCAAGAAAAAUAGUCUUUGUGAAACCGAUGAAGAAAUCUCUUCUUCUUCUUCUUCUUCUUCUUCUAGUUCUUAUUCUUUUGCUGAUUCCGAAAUUUCUACUUACUAAUUCUUGAUGAAUCAACUGCACCUAAAUGAAUACAUCAAAAUUCCAGUUACCAGAGAUUAUUUAUUAUCAUUUCUUUCACUUAUAUACUCUGUUUAUCAUGUAUUUCCAAACUAUUCACAAACAAUUCAUUGACAAGAGAAACGACAGGGAAAUAGUGCAUAUUCAAUCGUUAAUCAAUUAACAUCACAACAUUGUUAUCAUCUCGUUAACUAGUUGUUACUGUAAAAGAAACUAUCACAAGAUUAUCUCUGUUAUUGACAAGUUAAACUUGUCAAGUUUAUUUGUUUGAUUCAAUUGCUUUGAUUGUAAAUCCAUCCGUUCAGAAAUUAAUCCUCAACCAGUGUUUAGUUGAAUGGUUUAUAAUGACUGUGAUAGCAACCAUAUUGUUGAUCAAAAAUUAAAAUUCAACUAAAUUUGUUACUGAUUAA